Molecule: messenger RNA, 348 nt
Organism: Necator americanus (New World hookworm)
Lineage: Eukaryota; Metazoa; Nematoda; Chromadorea; Rhabditida; Ancylostomatidae
Exons: 3
Coding region: 1-348 (115 amino acids)
Source: RefSeq, a predicted model, not a curated record
AUGAAGCCUCAUGAACACUUGCGAAGUACUAAUUCGUCGACCCUGGGGGAUGAAGGACCUGGUUGGCACUACUGCGGUUUCGAACUACCGACCGUACCAGUAGCCGCUGAACCUCUUACCGACUGCUCGAGAACUAAGAAAAAAGAAAAAUGUGCUGUAAGACCAGAACACUGUAAUAUUUAUUGCAGGGAACAAAUCAGAUCUAAAAUGCUACGAUGGUCGUCACUAAGAAGAAAGCAACAUCGUCAGUUAAUGGGUGAGUUAGUUGAGGGGAAAAAUAGAAGUCGUCUGUGGAGAAUAGAAGGGUUUGGAGGAUCUCAAGCUCAGAGGAGACUAAGGAAACGUUAA